Drosophila ficusphila is the source of this 1834-nucleotide messenger RNA. RefSeq lists its product as uncharacterized. The record is from RefSeq and is a predicted model, not a curated record. Gene Ontology annotation, cellular component: nucleus; mitochondrial inner membrane. Bases 327 to 1790 code for a protein of 487 amino acids. Gene Ontology annotation, biological process: apoptotic DNA fragmentation. Gene Ontology annotation, molecular function: nucleic acid binding; single-stranded DNA endonuclease activity; RNA endonuclease activity. Lineage: Eukaryota; Metazoa; Arthropoda; Insecta; Diptera; Drosophilidae. The transcript is spliced from 2 exons.
AGUUCAUGAAGUUUUCCAGUAUUUUAGUCUAAGCUAAGUACAAACUAAACGAGCAUCACUAAGCAGCAAGAGCGGGGAGAGUACGACGGCAUGGAGAACGAGAGAACAGGAGCAUGAGGAACGAGAGAGAACAACCGAAAAUCUAAGUCUACAACGCGCACUUACACUACGAGAAUGCAGGCCCCGCUUGGGCGAGCAUAGGGCGGCCAAGCGGGAGAGAGAGGAUACAAAGUAGUUACGACGCAUUAGAAUAUGCAAAGCGCCGAUCAUGCGAGCAGAGGACGGCGGCAGAGGACUGCAGCAGAACGCAUUAGUUUUGGUGGCUGAUGAGUUUUGGCGAGGGCAAUCAAUCAAUUAUCUUCGAGGAUCGGUCGCGACCACACGCAUGUUCAGCACCCGUUCGACACGGCUCUGCGUUACUCUGGACCACGUGCCAGACUCUUCGAAAGUACACCGGGAAAAGUGAACCACGCUCCGCACACUUCGCACACCUCGCACACCUCGCACAUCGCAACCGCGCCGCGAACACCCGCCGCGCACCGCACCGUGGGACAGGCUCCGCGCCGCCAUCUUCUUUUUCACCGCCACCGAACGAGGCCCCGCUCCAACGUCGCCAAGGACUCCGACGAAUCCCCGCCCCGAACUCUCCAAGAAUCUGUCUGACCUGCAGUGUGACGAUUCGCGGAGGACUUCCCAGCCCGCAGCCCGUGUACCUGAAGACCGACUCCGAGGACUUCUACCCCUUCUCCGACACUGGAGUCAUGGAGUUCUCAUCGGGCGGCACCCUGCAGCUCUCGUGUCCCGCCGGAUUCAACACCCACUCCGAUACUCUGUUGACUGCCACUUGCGUGAGUGGAACCACCUUCAGCGUGGGCGGAACGAACUACGAGUUCAAGGACCUGUACUGCAAGUCCUGGCCGGGAUUCAAGGCGGUCAAGUCGGGGGCCACCUGCAACGGAGGCGUUGUGAUCCGCGUCGGAUUCGAGAUCACCUCCUCGAGGUUCGCCGAGCAGAUGCAGAUCUGCUUCAACGAGGAGGAGGAGGUGACCCGCUACACGCGCCACACCCUGGAGCCCGGUAGCAACUACUACGAGACUGGAGUGGCCAGGAUCACCUUCCAGACGGCCGGCUUCUUCGGCGGCAAGAACGUGGACAAGCUGUACACCCAGGCCACGCAGCUGGAGACGAUCAACAAUGACUUGGGUGGCGAUGCGGCCAAGUACUUCGACAGCGCCAGCAACGUCUACCUGGCUCGCGGUCACCUGGGCGCCAAGGCGGACUUCGACUACGCCCCCGAGCAGCGGGCCACCUUCCUGUUCAUCAACGCGGCUCCCCAGUGGCAGACCUUCAACGCCGGCAACUGGGCUCGCGUGGAGGACGGUCUGAGGGCCUGGGUGUCCAAGAACAAGCUGAAUGUGAACUGCUACACCGGCGUGUAUGGCGUGACCACGCUGCCCAACGUGAACGGAGUGGAGACCCCGCUGUACCUGGCCAAGGAUUCGAACAACAACGGCCUGAUCCCCGUGCCCAAGCUCUACUUCCGGGUGGUCAUCGAGCCCACCUCCCACAAGGGCAUCGUCUUCGUGGGCGUGAACAACCCGCAUCUCACCGAGGAGCAGAUCAAGCGCGACUACGUCAUCUGCACGGACGUGAGCGAUCAGGUGACCUACAUCAACUGGAAGACCACGGACAUCAAGGCCGGAUGGUCGUACGCCUGCGAGGUCGCCGACUUCCUCAAGACCGUGAAGACCCUGCCCGCUCUGACCGCCAAGGGAGGCCUUCUCGUUUAAGUGGUCAGAUGAUCAAAUACAGUGCACAACCUUUCAGAAUUUUA